Messenger RNA from Camponotus floridanus (Florida carpenter ant), 3189 nucleotides. Its product is annotated as Fanconi anemia group J protein. Gene Ontology annotation, cellular component: nucleus. The transcript has 15 exons. Gene Ontology annotation, molecular function: DNA binding; ATP binding; hydrolase activity, acting on acid anhydrides, in phosphorus-containing anhydrides. Gene Ontology annotation, biological process: nucleotide-excision repair; double-strand break repair involved in meiotic recombination. The record is from RefSeq and is a predicted model, not a curated record. Lineage: Eukaryota; Metazoa; Arthropoda; Insecta; Hymenoptera; Formicidae. The coding region runs from base 130 to 3144 and encodes 1004 amino acids.
CACGUGUCGGUCGCGCCGGACUAGUUGACACUGCGUAGCACACAUUUGACGAAGAAACAACGUUCGCGACAGGUCGUACGUGAUAUAUUCUCUGCACAGCGAUUAUCAGAGAGGAUGUGAGAGUUUAAAAUGUGUUAUCGGGAGAGUACAAAUGCUGGGAAGAUACAUGUAUAUAUAUGUAUAACAUAUAUCGUGUAUAGCGAGGUCGCAUGCGUUGCGUUCCACAGGUGUCUAAUGCUCGUGAUUAGCGUCAUUUUUGCUGUGAUAGGAUCGUUUAUAUACGCAUUGAUUAAAGUUAUAAACGGCACUGAUAAGAGGCUUGAGAUUUCAAGCAUGGACCAGCAAUCAAGGUUAUCUUUGAAAAGAAAUCGUUAUCAUCAGUUACAUGUCAAAAGUGUUAUUUCAGUGGAAAUAUCAGACGAUGAAAGUUCUGAUUCAAUAUCAAAUCCACAGUCAAAUAUAGGACAAGUAAACUGUGCAAACGCAAAUCCUGGAACAGCUUGUAUUUCCAAUGAUGUAACAGAUAGUUCAAAUCCUGUAUGUAGUUUGACAAAUAUGCAUGAUUUAUCAGAUGAUUUAAGCAGUGAUGAAGAUGUCGUUGUAGUUGAUACGCCUAGUACUUCCAAGAAUACCAAUUCAAUGUUUAAUUGGGGGAAUACAAGUUUUGCUUAUGCGCCAAGAUAUCAAAACAGCACGUCUUCCGUGUUGCAUGAUUCAAGAAUUGAAGAGGAAAUUCCUAAAGAAGUAUUAAACAAAAAACAAAAACUAAUGUUUGAUUCGACAAAUGAUGAUGACUUGAUGAGCUUGAACAACUUUAAAGAAGAGGCUUUGCCAUCUGAAGUUACGAUACAACAUAAAAUAAUGAUUGCAGGAACUACUGUCACAUUUCCUGUCGAACCGUAUCCAUGCCAGAAAGCAGUGAUGAAUAGUCUUAUCAAAGGAUGUACCAAGGAGCAGCACUGUCUCUUGGAAAGCCCUACUGGUAGUGGAAAGACUCUGGCUCUUCUGUGCGGAGCUUUGGCGUGGCAGGACCAAUACAGUAAAAAAAUCCAGCAGGAGAAUAAUCAAAUGAAUGCAGAGAGUUCGUGCUGCGGCAGUGAGGAGGAUUGUUUAGACGACAAUUUCUUUUUAAACUCAUCACAAUAUUUCGACGAAGAAUGGUGUGAUAAAGUUCUGCGCAAAGCCAAAGCGCAGAAAGUGCCAAAAAUAUAUUACGGAACGCGAACGCACAAGCAAAUCCAGCAAGUAGUGAGAGAAUUAAAAAAAACUGUGUACAGGGAUAAAAGGAUGACUAUAUUGAGCAGCCGACAAUACACGUGCAUUCAAAAGAGCAAUAAGAACAAGAACGAAUUGUGUAAAGAGCUACUCGAUCCAUUAAAGUCUACAAAAUGCCUAUAUUAUAAUGACCAAAGUAAAAAACGAAUGGCGUUAUUUAAUGAACUAGAAAAACCUUGGGAUAUAGAAGAUUUGUUUUCAUUUGGCAAAGAUAUCGGUAUCUGUCCAUAUUUUGGCGCGAGAUCUUUGAUGGACCAGGCAGAAAUCAUUUUUUGUCCUUACAACUAUAUCGUGGAUCCACAUAUUCGCGAGAGCAUGCAGAUUAAUUUGAAAGGCGAUAUUGUAAUCCUUGACGAAGCUCAUAACAUCGAGGAUACCUGUCGAGAGGCUGCCAGUGUGAAUUUCAGAAAUGAUGAACUUAGGAUUGCUGCCGACGAUUGCACACAUUGGAGUCGCAAAUAUCGUAAUCGCGAUCGUGAUCGCGAUAUUUACACUAUCAUUGAGACGUAUCUCACUGAUAUUGCAAAAUUCCUGGAAGCUAUUGAUGUUAAACAAAAUAGUAACAAUGAGAUGGUCAAUAAUUGUUGGCUUGGUGCCGAAUUUCUGGUGUUACUUGACAUGAAUAAUAUCGGAAGUUCAAAAUUUUCCGCUUUUCAUGAUGCUAGCAAGAUGGCUAUUCAACAUUAUGAAGAAAUGAAACAAGAAACUCGUCCUGAUAAAAUAGUUCAAGCUAUUUCGCAAGAUACUAAAAGAAUUCUAGAGGACUUGUGUUUCGCUAUACAGAUGCUCACAUCUGAUACUUUUGUCAAUGAUUAUAGAGUAUGUGUUAUAGAAAGUAUGGAACCUUCUAAGAAAAUUGUUAUACCUGAAAACACCUGGAUUUCGACAAAAAAAAAUUUCGAAUUUUCCUUUUUUAAGAAUAAACCAUUACGAAUUAUGAAACUGUUAUGUAUGAAUCCUGCUGUAGUUUUCGCACCUUUGGCCCGCAUCGUUCGUUCUGUGAUAGUUGCUUCGGGUACUCUUACGCCGAUUACGUCGUUCCAAAGUGAACUUGGCACGAAAUUCCCGCAUGUAGUCAAUCCUGAUCACAUUAUAUCAAAAGAUCAAGUGUACGUGAGAUGUAUUCCACGUGGGCCAAAUGGAAAAACCUUAAUGGCUAAUUUCGAAAACGUAAAUUCUUGGAAUUUUCAGGACGAACUCGGUAGUCUGGUUCUUCAAGUAUGUGAUGCAGUGCCGUAUGGUGUGCUUUGUUUUUUCUCAUCUUACAUUACAAUGAAUAAAUUACACGAUAGAUGGAGGAAUACCGGCACAUGGAGCAAACUCGAAAAAUUGAAAAAAAUUUUUGUAGAACCGAGAAAUAACUCGAAUCUGCCCACGAUGAUGGAAGAAUAUUGCAACGUAAUCAGGGAAUCGUCGUCUAAAUCCUUUCAUGUGGCAUCCGGAGCUAUUUUUUUCGCAGUUUACAGGGGGAAAGUGGCGGAAGGAAUCGAUUUUAGCGAUAAUGAUGCUCGAUGCGUACUAGCGGUCGGCAUACCAUAUAGAAAUAAAAACGAGGUAUCUAUGAAAAUGAACUAUAAUGAUUCGAACAAGUCCAAAGGUUUCUUGCCUGGUUCAGAAUGGUAUACUGUAGAUGCAUUUAGAGCAUUAAAUCAGGCAUUAGGCCGUUGUAUUAGACAUAAAAAUGAUUGGGGUGCUGUGUUGCUGGUGGAUGAAAGAUUCCAGAACCGACAUAAAAUUAACUAUUUACCAAAAUGGAUUAAAACAAAAUGGAUGUAUGAUGGAAAUUACGAUCUUCAAACAGAACUUCAAGAUUUUAUAGCAACACAAGUUGCACGGGAAAAGGGAGAAACAUGUAUAACAGCUGUAUAGAUUAAAAUUUUUUUUAAAAAUGUAAAGAAAUCUUCAUAUGCUUCA